GUGGUCGGAAUAUCAGGUAUGAAAACAGCCAUUCCUUGUAAUAUCACACCCCCUAAUUCAAACGAUGACGUAUCUUUGGUGCUGUGGUACAGAGGAGAUACUUCAAAUCCACUAUAUAGUUUUGACGCCAGACGAGGACAUACAAGCCUUGGCCACCAUUCUCCAACCGAUAGUCUUUCGGAUCGUGCCUUGUUCAGUGUUAUUGCGAGACCGGCUCUACUGAUACUCGAUCCUGUUAUCGAAGGGGAUGCUGGGACCUAUAAAUGUCGAGUAGAUUUUCGUGUAGCUAGGACGAGGUAUUCCAAGGCAGAGCUUUCAAUUAUAAUUCCACCAAAGAAAACCAUCGUGAGGGAUACACAUGGCCAAGUUCUGGAAAGUUUAGUUGGUCCGUAUAACGAGGGUGAAAGCUUGACACUGGUGUGUGAAAGUGAAGGAGGUAAACCUUUGCCAUCUGUCUCAUGGUGGAGAGAAUCAGUGCUUCUAGACACCACGUACGAGAUCAUCUCGAAGAACAUAGUACAAAAUACUCUACUGAUUCCAAUGCUGGAACGUCAACACUUGAUGGCAACCUUUUCCUGUCAAGCCACGAACAACAACCAGACUUUACCACAAUCUUCAACUGUUACUGUGGACAUGAACUUUAGGCCUCUUGCUGUGAAGCUCACGAACAAAAACCGCCCGCUUUCUGCGGACCAUUCCUCAAAUCUGAGAUGCACGGCUGGUGGAUCAAGACCUCCGGCUCAAAUAUCUUGGUGGAAAGGUAGUAUGCAGCUUAAAAGUGCUAAAAUACUUACACCACCUGAUGUGGGCACUAAUGGAAACAUAACUGUUAGCGUGCUGACCAUCAUACCAACAAGCGAUGAUAACGGUAAAUACUUGUCCUGUCGAGCAGAAAAUGUUCUAAUUCCAGGAAGUGCUAUCGAAGAUGGAUGGAAACUACAAGUUCAUUUUGUUCCACAACUGUCACUUCGUCUUGGGAGUAAACUGCGUCAUAGCCGUAUUCAAGAAGGAAGUAACGUUUACUUCGAAUGUAAUAUUCGGGCCAAUCCUUCAGCAACGUAUAUCAGCUGGAAUUUUGAAGGCCUUGAAUUACAAGCAAAUACAUCGACAGGUGUGAUCAUCAGUAACCAAUCUUUGGUCCUUCAGAAGGUACAUCGUUCCAGUAGAGGACGCUACACUUGCUUAGCAACCAACAGUGAAGGACAAGGAGAGAGUAAUGCAGUGUUUCUUAGAGUCCAAUACCCCCCACAGUGUAAAAAGGAUCAAAAGUUUAUAUACGCAGCAACUAUGAAUGAGGGAGUCAAAAUAUCCUGUGAACUGGAAGCUGACCCUACGGAUGUCACAUUUGAAUGGAAGUUCAAUAGCAGUGGAGGGGUGGUGGACAUCAUAAACUUCAUAAACGAUGGAGCCACGAGCUACGCGACCAUCAUUCCUCGAAACCAGGAUGAUUACGGUUCGUUGUACUGCUGGGGAACAAACAUUGCUGGAACACAAAACAACCCUUGCAUAUACAAUGUGAUACCCGCCGAUUUUCCGGAAGCUUUACGUAACUGUAAUGUCACCAACCAGACUGACUCGUCCUUUCGUGUCGUAUGUGAGGAAGGUUACGACGGAGGCAUGAGUCAACUGUUUAUUAUGGAAAUCCACGAUACUACGCAUAAUGUAAUACGCUCAAAUCUUACAUCCAGAGCACCGGUUUUCCACGCGAAAGGUCUUCCCCCUGAUUCCAACUUUGUCGUAGUUUUGUAUGCAGUGAACGGGAAAGGCAGAGGGGAGGCAGUUAUGCUCAGACCUGGCACCCUGAAAGUGCCUGAAACUCUCACUCAAAAGGAUACUCACUGGAAUGUCACUCUCAACCCUCUGUUUAUUGUCUUUAGUGGCAUAGUUGGUGGACUAGUACUUAUAGCUAUCUUGAUUGUGUGUGUAUUAAAAUUUCGUGCAAAACGUGUUCAGCCUAGAAUGAGAGGAACAUCCGGUGUUACUACUGCCUCCGGUUUUUUCUCACAUGUUGUCAUCCUUAAAGGAAAUCGCCAACAAACAACUCGUAAUGAGAUAAAAGAACCCGAACCAGAAAAAUAUGAAGAACCUGAAGCGAAAUUAGAAGCUACAAGGAAAAAAUGUCCUGAUAUCAUUCCAGGGGUUUCAAUAGGCGAACAUCAUGGAGUAAAUAAAAACGUCUAUGACGACUUGAAAGAGGACUACAAUAUCCAAGAAGAAGGAAAUAUAUGGACAGCUAACAAACAUCUUCCUCAGAACCAAUCCUUUGAAAUGGACCCACUACAAAUACAGUCACACCUUAUAAAUAACGACGAGGAGUAUGUGGGACCACAAAGCUAUUGGUCAUCAUGUCAACCAAAUAUAAAGGGUGUUCGUGUUCUUCCUUCUCCAACACUCCAUACGUUCGUCUAUGACACUGACCAACCUGACCUUCAUCUGAUACCACCUCGUCAAACGGACGUCUGAACACGCCGUCCACAUUUACUAUUAAAUUUACCUACAAAUAUCAGAAUCUAUCAGUAAGUUGUAACAUUGAUGCGAACGUGCUCAUGAAGUUCUGAAGUUAACGUCGUAAGCCUAUCUUUGGAUGUACAACAAGUUCAUCUAUGAUUAAACAUCUACGUGUUAUACUAGAGGAGCAUCCAAACUAGUCCGUAUACGUGAUCAAUAUUAAAUCGGCUAAUUUGCCAGCUUUGCUAGAAUGUGACAAUGCAUUUUGUUGAACCUUUUCAUUUAAAAAAAAUGGAAAAGUAUAUGAUAUAUUUUAAGAUUGUGACAGGAGAUAUAAUCGUCUCUCAAUUUAUAUUGUGAUUUGUGUUUUUCUUUGUUUUGUGGAAUGCUUUUCUGUAGCUUAAUACAUUAUGACAUUUCACAAUUAUUCAGUAUUAUAUAUGUUGGAAAUGUUUAUUUAGAAAAUAGUGUUUAUUAAAUUAUAGAAGUGUAUUCUAUUGGUGACAACUUGACAUUUAAACUACGUUUCCGUACACGGAACAUCAUUGCGAGAGAACUGUAAAAAAAAACAAUGUUUUCAUGCCAGUCAAACAUUUUGCUUAGACUUGUUCUUCCUUAUAAUGAUUUAGUAAUUGAGGGUUAAAAAUGGUAUAUAUAUA
Limulus polyphemus (Atlantic horseshoe crab) is the source of this 3107-nucleotide messenger RNA. Its product is annotated as hemicentin-1-like. The record is from RefSeq and is a predicted model, not a curated record. The coding region runs from base 19 to 2463 and encodes 814 amino acids. Lineage: Eukaryota; Metazoa; Arthropoda; Merostomata; Xiphosura; Limulidae. The transcript is spliced from 13 exons. Gene Ontology annotation, molecular function: protein binding.